Chara braunii is the source of this 727-nucleotide messenger RNA. NCBI's taxonomy places the organism in Eukaryota, Viridiplantae, Streptophyta, Charophyceae, Charales, Characeae. The record is from the annotation of a GenBank genome assembly.
ACGAUGUUAUCGGAAAGCACACAAGGACAUGUUGGCUGUAGCGCACAAGUACCCAACCACUAUGAAGAACUCAUGCAGAGAGUAUGAAAACUGUCUCUGCAAAUUAAUGCUGCUAAUGCCAAGAAAUCCCUUGCCGCCACCAUCAGCCAGGAGCAGCCCAGAUGAUGAACUGGGGUCAGGAGCAUUUUCUGAUGUCACUUUAUCGCCCAAAUCAUCUCGAGGAGUAACACCACGAGGAAGACUGGAACAGGAUGGUGAUGAUACAGUUAGCAUUCAGAGCCGGAAAAGCUCAAAGAAAGCAGAUAAGAAGGAGAAAGUGGUCUCCAAGAAGAAAGGGGAGGACAAUGAUGAUAAUGUUAGCACUCACAGCCGGAAAAGCGGGAAAAGCACAAAGAAAGGAGAUAAAAAAGAGAAAGUGGUUUUCAAGAGUGAUGGGGAGAACACUGAUGAUAAUGCUAGUCCUCGCAGCCACAAAAGCUCCAAGAGAUCAGAUAAGAAGGACAAGAAGAAAGGAGACAAAAGGUCCUCCAGAAAGAACAAAGCGCAGACCGAGGACGAAGAGAAUUGGAAAGAGCCCCCACCUCCUCCGUUGCCGCCCAUCAUUACGUCUGUGUUUGCCCUGUGUUAUAGUGCAUUUGCCUGACUUUUCUGCGUAUGCAUGCUGGCACUCAUUCUCAUUUGCAAUCUUGCACGGUUCUUGUACGUGACUACUUCGUUUUAAAGUGUA